This is a messenger RNA of Paramecium octaurelia, 1997 nucleotides long. The record is from the annotation of a GenBank genome assembly. NCBI's taxonomy places the organism in Eukaryota, Ciliophora, Oligohymenophorea, Peniculida, Parameciidae.
AUGUUUGAGUUAAAUCAAAAUGAAUAAAGGUCAUAUCAAGAGAAAUAUGAUAAGUUAAUGAAAGCUAAUGUGACUCUGGAUUUUAAACAAACCAAAAAAAUAUUGAUUGGGCAAUUUUCAGUCACGGAUGCUCAGGCAGAUUCUAUUUUAAAAAAAGUAUUCUCUAGUUAGAGUUCUGAUGAACUGAAUAGGGAAGGAUUCUUUACUGCUCUGAGAUAUGUUUAAUGCUUGCAAAAUAAAGUGGACAUAGAAACUUGUAAUAUCAAUACAAUUAAAUUGCAAUUUCCUCUUAGAGUCAACAGUAAAUCAAGUUUGAAGAAGUCAUUCUAACCUCCUUCGCAUGAAGAUAUAUUGGAGAAGUCAAUGAUCGCUCUGUAGAAUCUUUAGAAUUUAGUAAAGGUUCCAUCGACUUAAGAAAAGUAAAAAAGCUAAAUUCAUACAGAAUCAAGGGAUAAUCAAAAAACUUAACAAACACAAAAAUAAUAAGAAAAUGUUGAUAUGGAGAAAAAUUAGAUUAAUUUAGGUGAAAUUCACAAUUUUCAAUAGCAGAUAAAUUAACCAAAGGCAGAAAACAAUACACAUCAAACUUUUAGUUGUGAGCAAUAAAUAAUUAGGACCAAUUUAGAAAGCCAAGCUCAAAUGAUGAAGAGUGAAUAACACUUAAUUACUGAGUUUGGUGUCAUUGACAUAGGUUAAAAUAAAAAUAAAAGUUAAUAACAAUAGUCUUUGGAGGACCCUGUUAAGCCCAAUGAAAUUCCUUAAGAUACCAAUUAGACUUAGAUGUAAGCAGCAAAUAUAGAACCCAAAGAUAUUAAGGAAAAUUUGCCUGACGUAAUUGAAAUUAGUGAAGAUGAAGAAGAAGCAUUUUCGAAGCAGGAUAAGUCAAAAGAUAUCUAUGUAUGGAUUUCAAGUUAUUAAUCAUUUAAAGAUGGACCCUUCACUUAAACUUAUUAUUCAUAUAAGGUUUGUUCUGAAAUACGUACUGACCCAUUGAAUGGUUCAUAUACUAAGUUUUAAGUCUGGAGAAGAUAUACAGAUUUUCAGAUGCUGUAAUAAUAUUUUACAAAGUCUAAAUUGGGAGAUAUAAUACCUAGCUUGCCAGAAAAGGAAGGAGUGCUUGCCAGUCUAAUGAACAUGGUAGUAGAAAACCCUGAGUUUAUUUCUUCGAGGUAAGAGCAAUUACAAUUGUUCUUGUAAUAUCUAACAAAGUAUAAAGAAGAUUAGAUAUUACUGUAAUUUUUAAGCAAUGAGAAGAAAUUUGAUUCAAUCUUGAAGGAACUCAGGAUCAUCAAGGGAGACAAUUAUGAUGAAGACACGUUUUUACCUGAUCCUGAUGAAUUCACAAGGAAAUAAAAAUGGAAGGAACUUAUUGCUGGAAAAUAAUUAAUUGAGUUAUUUGAUUAUUUCAAGGGGAAAAAAGAAAUUGAAGCAAAAUUCCAGGAAGAAUAUCAUUAAGUUUAACAGCAAUAUAAAAUUUUGGAGAAUAAAAAGUUAGAGCUAAGCAAAUUCAAAUAGUGUUUAAAUUAAUUUUAUGAACCAAUUGAUAGAUUUUCUUCUAGUAGUUAGUUGUAAUAAACAUAAAUUGUAUCUGAAGAUAAUAUUCGAUAGGUCUAAGAGACUUAGAAAUUAUUUUAAGCUAAUUGUAUGUAUUGUAUUAUCUACUUUUAGAUACUAAACAUUAAAAUCUUAUAAUGAACUAAGUUACACAGAUUGAGUUUUAGUUAAACAGUUUGACUUAUAGUUAUGAGCAAAUAUAGAAACAAAUCUACAAAUGGUUUGACGAAAAGAAAAGAUUAAGAGAGGAAAAAAACUCAAAUAAGUAUUCAUUGUCAAUAUCUAUUUAUAGAUAAGAGAUACAAAAGAAUGAUCUUGAGGAAGGGAGAUUAUAGUUUGUGAUAUCUAAAACUAAUGAAACUUUGAUAAAAUUGGUGAAAUAAAUUACUGAGGAUUUGAAAGAGUUAUUAAAAGAUUUUGUGGAGGAAUUGACCCAGAUUUGA